AGGAAGAGAGAUAACCACAGAAAACCUGGUUAACAACCCAGUUAAUGAUCAGAUAAACCUUCACACAAUAAGCAGGUGAACGGAGAGAAAUCCAGGAGGCUGUGGAUGUUUAAGGACAAACAGAUGGAGUCUGAAGAAAAUCUGCCCGGUGCUUUUCUGCUGCUGCUUCUGUUCGGUUCACACUUCACACUGGUGGGUCCUUCAGCCCCUGAGGAGGGCUGGCAGGUGUACAGCUCAGCUCAGGACUCUGACGGUCGGUGUGUUUGUACUGUCGUUGCUCCUCAGCAGACGGUUUGUUCCAGAGACGCUCGAACCAAACAGCUCAGACAGCUGCUCGAAAAGGUGCAGAAUAUGAGUCAGUCCAUCGAGGUGCUGGACCAGAGGACUCAGAGAGACCUGCAGUUUGUGGAGAAAAUGGAAGUUCAGCUGAAAAGUCUGGAAAACAAAUUCAAACAGGUGGAGGACGGACACGAGACCAACAUCGCCAGACAGUACAAGUCAAUCAAGGCAAAGAUGGAGGAGUUACGUCCCCUGAUCCCAGUCCUGGAGGCCUACAAGGCCGAUGCUCUGCUGGUCCGGCAGUUUAAAGAGGAGGCAGCAAAUGUGACGGAGCUGUUGGGGUCGCUACAGGAACAACUGGGAGGACUGGACUACCAGGACCUCCACAGUCGAGUGAUGAGUCUGGAAGACCGACUGAGGGCCUGCAUGCAGAGGCUGGCAUGUGGGAAACUGACAGGAAUCUCUGAGCCAAUCACCAUCAAGACGUCUGGAUCCAGGUUUGGAUCGUGGAUGACCGACCCGCUGGCUCCAGCUGGAGACAACAGAGUGUGGUAUAUGGAUGGUUACCAUAACAACCGCUUCGUCAGGGAGUAUCAGUCGAUGUAUGACUUCAUGACGACAGAUAACUUCACCUCCCACCGUCUGCCUCACCCCUGGUCUGGAACUGGUCAGGUGGUUUAUAAUGGAUCCAUUUACUUCAACAAGUUUCAGAGUCACACCAUCAUCAAGUUUGACUUCGGCACAUCGCUCAUCAGCCGCUCCCGACAGCUCGACUUUGCCGGAUACAACAACAUGUACCAUUAUUCCUGGGGGGGGCACUCAGAUAUCGACCUCAUGGUGGAUGAGGGGGGGCUCUGGGCCGUCUACGCUACCAAUCAGAACGCUGGAAAUAUUGUCCUUAGCCAGUUAGACCCAAACACUCUGCAGAUCGUCCGCAGCUGGACCACCAACCACCCGAAACGCAGCGCCGGAGAAGCAUUCAUGAUCUGUGGAACCCUGUACGUUACUAACGGGUACUCAGGUGGAACCAAAGUGUACUAUGCCUACUCCACUAACUCCUCUACGUAUGAAUACAUUGACAUUCCUCUGACUAAUAAGUACAGCCACCUGUCCAUGCUCGACUACAACCCCAGAGACAGAGCACUGUAUGCUUGGAAUAACGGCCACCAAGUCCUUUAUAACGUCACACUUUACCACAUCAUACAGUGAAUCUACAUUAUAAAUACUGUAACACAAAUAGAGCGUAAUGUCACAGUCGAACACGUCACACAUUUAGAUUAAAGAGUAAAUAUUUCCUUAAGAUAAAUCCUCACGCUCUCUGACCUGCACAGGGAGGAGACGAUGAAGAUCAGGUUUGUUUCUGUGUCUCCACCACAGAGACAGACACAUUAGCCAAGUUACUCCUGUUAGCCAAACAUCAAAAGAAAAUCCACUGUCCACCAACUCCCCGUCUGUUAGGAAACCAGUUAGCUGGUUUAUUUAACUGUCAGGACACAUUCAGCGGUUCCUGGUCAACAGACGUCUCCAGAGCCGAGACCUAAAACCACAAUGUGUCUGUUUACAUGUAUGUUUUUACACCUGUUCAGUGAACAUACAUGUAAACAGCAGAAAUCAGACAGACGAGAUGUUGGACAGUGAAUUUCUGUUUUGCUGAACUCAGCUAUUUACAUCGUGGACAUGUGUUGGACUGGAGCGUGUCCCAAAGUGUUGGACUGUUAACUUAGAUCUGCGAUUCCUUUUUUAAAUGAAGUUAUACUUUUCAGAUACUGAUUGAAGUUUUCGAUUCAAAUGCACUUGAAAGAGAAAAACAGAGUUGAUCACAAAGAAAACGUUUCGUGUUUCACAGAACAUUUUUUUAUAGUUUACUCUGAAGAAUGUGACUUUUUUUUUCUCAAUGAAACCGCAGCCACAGUUACUCUGAAGUAAUAAUAAUAAUAAUAAUAAUAACAAUAAUAAUAAUGUCUUUUCUUACUGUUGUGUAUUAUAUAGCAAUAUAAAUUCAGGACUACAGUCUCUCUUUUCCUCAGCUUUUAAAUGAGCCACUGCAAGUUGAUUAGGGCUAACAUCUUAUGUUUGUGUCCAUCUUUUAAUGCAUGCUCACCACACACUUGACGCUGUCCUGGAGCCAGUGUCCAUGAACUCUGCUGUGUACGUUGGUGGGUUAGAUGAGGAAUUUGAUCCUGUCUUAGCUCCUCUGGUCUGCUGGUAUUUUCCUGCUGAACUAGCAUCCUUCACACCAAGAAGCCUCGGAAAUCUUCCAUCAUUAGCUCAGGAGCCUCCAUGUCCACCAGUGUCCACUAGUGUCCAGGAGUCUGGACUACAGUUGGUGUAUCAGACAGGAUGAAUCGAGGCACAUCAGGUGGACGUAAACUUGUAAGAAACUGAUCAAACUCUGCAGGUCUUUGUUUAAAAGACAUUCAGCUCAGUGAGGAUCUGUCACAUUUAGAGGAUUGAGGUGUUUUGUGGUCCUUCCUUUGUACUGCUACUCAAACAUUUUACUGCUCUGUUCAAACUGUGUGUUUAAGUGUGGGACCUACUGAGAACUGGACUGCAUUUUAAGAAUUCAUUGUAUGAAAUUUUACUUCCUGCUUCUUUGUGUUUUGAAUUUAAAGAUUUCUUUGGCCUCUAGUUUCUUCGUGGAGUGAAUAAGUGUUGAUGUAAAGAAUCGAUGGAACAAAACCAACAGGAAAAAGUGCAGAUGUUUUAUUAUUCAAAAGACUGCAUGUAUAAAUGUUUAAAGGAUUACUCAGUUUUGUAACCAGUAGCCUUAAUAGCUAAUGUGUUUUGAAUUGCAUCACUGACCACGAUAUUUACUGUGUUUUUGCCAAAAUAAAGAAACUUCCC
Molecule: messenger RNA, 3123 nt
Organism: Toxotes jaculatrix (banded archerfish)
Lineage: Eukaryota; Metazoa; Chordata; Actinopteri; Toxotidae
Product: noelin-like
Exons: 6
Coding region: 106-1488 (460 amino acids)
Biological process (GO): signal transduction
Source: RefSeq, a predicted model, not a curated record